Molecule: messenger RNA, 3637 nt
Organism: Platichthys flesus (European flounder)
Lineage: Eukaryota; Metazoa; Chordata; Actinopteri; Pleuronectiformes; Pleuronectidae
Product: serine/arginine-rich splicing factor 11-like
Exons: 11
Coding region: 2231-3226 (331 amino acids)
Cellular component (GO): nucleoplasm
Molecular function (GO): RNA binding
Source: RefSeq, a predicted model, not a curated record
UUCCUGCGUAUGAGUGGUCCUUGUUGAUUGAAUGGCAUGACCUGUGCCGAUGUAAUAAAGUAAAAACAAUCUCAUCUGCGCCAUUUUUUGAGGUGUACAAGUCCCCUUGACUCUUUGGAGAUAAUGUGAAUGAUACUGGUAAUGCUCCUCCCUCCAAUUGUUUUUAAGAAGCGCUACGAGCAGAUACUGACAGAUUAAUGGUAUCAUGCGGUGGCACAUUCUGUAAAACAAUGGUUUGUUUUCCACCUAGAAAACGGAAUAUACCAAAGUUUGCCUUACAGACAGAUAUCAGUUGAAUAUUCUCAAACUGUGGGCGCCGCAGACACCUAAGUGAAGAAGAAAAGUUAUUUAAAUUCUUAACCACAUGUUUUUUAUCCCCACCAUAUUGGACUAUCCUGAUAAACUUCUCUUUGUUAUCUGUGUGUGUGUGUAUGUGUGUGUGUGUGAGUGAUUUUUGUAGUGAAGAAGGCAAAAGCAGCCCCCUCGUUGAUGAAAGUGGUCCUCUGCCUGCCAACAGGGGAUUGUAGACAUUUGCAAAGGCCAACGAGCAUUCAAGCCCCCACCCCUCUCCUUCUGUGUCCUCUAUUCUUUCUCUGCCCUCCCCUUUUCUCUCUUCUUCUCUCCAAUUUAUCUUUUGUAGGUGGUUUAGUUUAGAGAAUAAAGGUCAAUUAAGGAUUUAGCCUGAAGCGGUGCUUAUCAUGCACUACUUUUCAAUGUUGCUGAGCCAGGAUUUAAUUUUAUUGCUGAAGCUUUGUUCCUGAACAGAUGAGGCUAGAAAUAUUCUUCAUGUUUUGAUGUCAACGAAUUUUAUAAAAAGACAAAAACACAAUGGUACAGAACUCAUAUCAGUGAGCCACACUGUUGCACUGGGUGAUAUUAAAUGCAGGCACUAAGGUUUAUUUUGGGUUUAUGACACAGGCACCAUUCAGCUGCUGUAAAUCCUUGGGCUCAUGCACCAAAUUUCUAUGAGUCUGCCACUGAAACGAGUCCUGUUACCUCCUGUUGGAAUAACGCCUUCAGAAAAGUGCUACGGUUUUUAUUUUUUCAUUAAUCACUGAGCUUAAUAUAAAAAAUUAAAUUCUAUAUUUGCUUUUGAAGAUUUCAGUGACAUUGAAUUGGAUUUAGCUUCAAGCCACUGACCGGAUAUCGACAGACUGAUUAUUUAAGACAAAGUUGGGUCUUUGCAAGUAUUUUAAUCUGCAGCAACCUUAAAAGACUAUAUACACAGCCUCAUUCUUUUUAAUUAAAUGUUUAUAUUGACUUCUGAAAUAACAGAGAUAACAACAAUCAGUUAAAAGGGUCUGGUAGAAAGAGGCUAAGGCCUCAGCACAGCCUCAGUUUGAAAAGUCAGCUGUAGGAGCGAAGGUUGGGAUUUAAAAAGGGAAACAGUAAGGUAACGGUUUAAUCCCAUCUCGUCAUAAGUUGUUCAAGACACCCACCCACCCGACAAGACACAAUGUUGGUUCCAUAUUCUCUUUAACAGUGGUCUUCUUCUUUUGUUGUUGUGUUUUACAGUUCUUUUUCCUGGCUCAGCCAGUCCUGUAUACCAGGCCCCGCUGAAAAUACCAUCCAACAGUUUUGUCUCCUCCAGCAAUUUCUCUCUCCAGUGUGCUUCUUUGUUUGUAUGUUGUCAUUAUUGUGUGUCUGUAUCUAUGUGAAAGAGCUGUUUUUUGCUGUGAGAUGAUUGUGAGGUGUUUUUAUUUGUUCAUAUUGGGUCAUUUUUUGAACUAAAUCAGAAUCUUAUUACGAAGAAAAGAGAACUCAUGCACUGUUAGAGCAGAUAAAUCAAACGAGUCAGUGACAGCAGGUAAGAAUAUCAGACUGAUGAUGUAACAGAGGACACUGCUUACCCUGAAUUCUGUUUGCCAUUUAGUAAAUAACACUUUAUCCUCUGAAAUGUGUUUUGGUAAGUAGACACUGUUAGCCUGUGUAGUGUCUUUUUCCCCCCCAAAUCCCUAAAUUUCUCUUUGUUGUGUGUAUCUCGAUUUUUCUCUGUGCUUUUAGUAGCGAAGCCGCCAACGUGAGUCGCUUGUUUCAGUAAACAUCUAAAUGAAAAUUGAGGGCACACCCAACUGGAGAAGCAGCAGUGCUUGCUAACGUUUGGUUCAUGACUUAAAAAACACGUUCAGGAUCUAUUCCGGAUGAGGCCAAAGCGUUGUCGCUGUUGGCGCCAGCAAAUGCCGUCGCAGGAAUUCUGCCGGGAGGAGGACUUCUUCCAACGCCCAACCCCAUGGCCAAUCAAUCGAUGGGAGGGAACCCUUUUGGUCCGACCAUGGAUGCAAUGGCUGCAUUUGGCUUCGGAGGAUCUAAUAUGAAUCCUCAGGCUGCUGAUCAGCUGUUACGGUUCAUGACAGAUCCAAAACUGAACCCUCUGGCUGCCGGCUUAAACCUGAAUCAAGCCCUGAAGGCUGAGACUUCUAACAAAGAAAUCGAAGAGGCCAUGAAGAGAGUGAGGGAAGCACAGUCACUUAUCUCUGCUGCUAUUGAACCUGGAAAUAAGGAGAGCAAGAAGAAGCACUCUCGGUCCAGGUCGAGGUCCAGGAGGAAGUGGUCCAGAUCCCGCUCAAGGCACAGGCGAAGCAAAAGCAGAUCAAAGCGUCGCUCAAACUCGAGAAGCAGGAGGCGCUCAAAGAGCCCACGCAAGAGACACACCCGCUCCAGAGACAGAAGCAGGCGAUCACAGAGCAAAUCCAGAGAUAGAAAGAAAGAAGAAACUCGGCGAAGAAGUAACAAAACACCGCCGAAAAGCUACAGUACAGCCAGGAGGUCACGCAGCGCGAGCCGGAGACGCAGGAGAAGUCGCAGCAACAGUCUGCCUGUUAAAAAGUCUCCAAAGAGGAAGAGCUCCAAGUCUCCAUCUCCUAGGAGGCACAAGAAGGAGAAGAAAAGGGACAAGGAAAAGGAAAAAGAUCGCAGGAGUGAUAAAGAUCGUAGUCGCGAAGAACACGAUCACUCUAGCAGCAAGAAAAAGAGAAGUAAAGACAAAGAAAGAGAGUACGAGCGGAAAUCAGACGGUGACACCGGAGAUGUUAAGAUCACAAGGGAUUACGACGAAGAAGAGCAAGGCUAUGACAGCGCGAAGGAGAGGGAGGAGAGGAAGGACUCGGACGACUCCGCUCAGUCGCCUCGGUCGGUGGAAGGUAACGGCUCAGGGCGGUCCGUUAAACGGGCCAAAGUUAACGGUGCUGACGACCAUCGUGAAGCAGACAUGGACGUCAGUGACUGAUUGGCCCGUCCGGCCUCGUCCCACAUUAUCCCUCUGUUUUGGUUGUUUAGUGUUACUUGUUUUCUCCUCACUGAAGUUUAUCCAAAAUGAAAUGAUGAAAAAGUCGGUUUCUCUCCUGCGUUGUCACAUUGCUUUAAAGUCCCCUCGUGUGUUUAACCUCGCCGGAUGCAGUUAGUUGAAACUGGAGGUAGGCUUGCUUUGCUUUCUUUAGCUUCUUCUUCUUCAUAUGUUGUAUCUUUACAUGUUUUGUUCAGUGAUGUGCUGUGACGCUCAGGCCUUGUUCCCCCCCACAUAUGUUCGGAAACAUUUGCUUCGUGUCAUUUGAAAGUGUUGAUGUUUUAUCAGGGAUUUGUUUUUAUAAUAAAGCCUAUUUGGUGAACAGAGACUUUGAAUUCACCACUUUAACCACAA